ACGGGAAACAGUACCCCUAAUCGUGCUAAAGCUUGUAAUGAGGCAACUCAAGAAUGGAAUAAAAUCAAAACCAAAAAUGCACUAGAAAUCGAUGAUAUAAUUAAAAAAUAUCUGAACACUUCGUUUAAUCUAUAUAAUAUACAAACCGUAAGAUAUAUACCCGAAGAGACCUUAGAACCCUCCCUCCCUACUAUCUAUCCAGUAGAACCU
Messenger RNA from Ambispora leptoticha, 210 nucleotides. The record is from the annotation of a GenBank genome assembly. Lineage: Eukaryota; Fungi; Glomeromycota; Glomeromycetes; Archaeosporales; Ambisporaceae.